AUGGCCUCGUCAUCACAUUCACUGAUCCACCCCAGCUCUUUUGAUAUGUUCUGUCCCCGGUCGUCCCAUGAUGCUUCGUCUCGUCUCCCAAGUCCCACCCAGGUCCCGGAACUAGCCGUCGCUCUCCGCCCAGCCAGCCACUCAUCAGUCCAGCCUCCUUCCUCCACUGCCUAUAUAUUUGCCUGCCCUGCUGGAGCCACGGCCCCUCUCAUCCAUCCAUGCACAAGCGCGACUCCUCAGCUUCCUCCUCUCCUUCCUUCCUUAGCUGUCCCCCUUCCCGCCACCUCUGACCCGUUUCCUGCUCCUGAUCCUGACGCACGUACGUCUGGGCUGCUGUACUACGCGAUUCUCGCGGCGGCGCCCAUGGACCCGUGGAUCGGGCAGCCUUCCCUGAGCCUGGACCUCAACGUCGGCCUUCCGACGGCGGCGAGGCCGCCUGCGACCACCACCACCGCCGAGGUCUUGGUCGAGGAGGACUUCCUGGCCGUCAAGAAAGACCGAGAGGUGCAGGUGCAGGCGCUCGAGGCGGAGCUCCGGCGAGCCGGCGAGGAGAACAGGCGCCUCAGCGACAUGCUCCGGGCGGUGGUGGCCAAGUACGCGGAGCUGCAGGGCCAGGUCAACGGCAUGGCGGCGCCGGUGGUGUCCACGGCGGGCAACAGCGCCGCCGCCGCCGCCGCCAACCGCCAGUCCUCCGCGUCGUCCGACGACGGCGGCUCCGCGGCCGGCUCGCCGUCCAGGAAGCGGCCGGUCCGGAGCGACAGCCUCGACACCGCGCCCCAGCAUCACAACCGCAAGCCGCCGUCGCCGUACGCGGCCGCCCCCGCCCCCGGCCCCGACCAGAUGGAGUGCACGUCGGCCGCCGUCACCAUCGUCGCAGCCGCCGCCGCCUACCACCACGAGCCGGCCAGGCGCAUCCGGGAGGCGGAGCGCAAGCCCAAGGUGUCCCGGCGAUUCGUCCACGCCGACCCCUCUGACCUCAGCCUCGUGGUGAAGGACGGGUACCAGUGGCGCAAGUACGGGCAGAAGGUGACCAAGGACAACCCGUGCCCGCGCGCCUACUUCCGGUGCUCGCUCGCGCCGUCGUGCCCGGUGAAGAAGAAGGUGCAGCGCAGCGCGGACGACAGCGCCGUCCUGGUGGCCACGUACGAGGGCGAGCACAACCACGCCCGCCCGCCGCAGCACGACGGCGGCGCCAAGAGGUCGUCCGCGCCGCCGGCGGGCGAGGCCGCGCGACCGCCGGCGCCACUGCCGCUGCAGAAGCAAGAGGCCGGGCCGUCGUCGGAGGUCGCGAGGAAGAACCUCGCGGAGCACAUGGCGGUCACGCUCACGCGGGAUCCCGGGUUCAAGGCGGCGCUAGUCAGCGCGCUCUCCGGCCGGAUCCUUGACCAGGGAUUAUAGCCUAAUAAUAGACGAACACGACGAUUAAUUGAUACAGACAUUUUUAUUUCACCCUGCUCUGUUGGCCAGUGCCAUUGAAGCUGUCAAUUAUUCAAGCUAGCUCUAGCACGUACGCCAUUAUCAUCCAAGUUUCAAGCUACAUGAUGAUAGAUGCCUGGAGAUGAUAUGAUUAACGGCGUGCAUAUAUGUCGCCGGAUGCCUGGAUUGCUGAAGAGAACAAGGUUGAGGAUGACCGAGUUUGUACCGCUCCAGGCGGUGUGCGGGUACGUAGAACAUCGAUAUUAUCAUCGCAUGCGCAUAUAUGUAUGCUAGAUGUAACAGUAAGCUAGCGACAAAUUAAACAAGUUCGUGCAAAUCUCUCCGGGUGUAAUUAAAAUUCAAGAUGAUCUAUCACUGUUGAUAUAGCAUUUUUAUUUGAUCGGAUUGCUGUUUUUUUUCA
Molecule: messenger RNA, 1837 nt
Organism: Zea mays
Lineage: Eukaryota; Viridiplantae; Streptophyta; Magnoliopsida; Poales; Poaceae
Product: WRKY transcription factor WRKY28
Exons: 2
Coding region: 1-1398 (465 amino acids)
Biological process (GO): regulation of DNA-templated transcription
Molecular function (GO): DNA-binding transcription factor activity; sequence-specific DNA binding
Source: RefSeq, a predicted model, not a curated record